Dioscorea cayenensis subsp. rotundata (Guinea yam) is the source of this 728-nucleotide messenger RNA. RefSeq lists its product as uncharacterized. The transcript is spliced from 3 exons. The coding region runs from base 239 to 691 and encodes 150 amino acids. The record is from RefSeq and is a predicted model, not a curated record. Lineage: Eukaryota; Viridiplantae; Streptophyta; Magnoliopsida; Dioscoreales; Dioscoreaceae.
AGACCAAAGAGGAAAAGUGUUCUCCAUUUGCGCCAUUCAAAACCCUAGCUCUGCUUUGCAUCAGAGCAUCUCACCCAUUGAUCCCUUGAGAAACCCUAGCUCCAAAUCUCAUUCGCUCUCCUCAUCCGCCUUAAUCCCACAGGCGUCAUCCACAUUUGAGCUCGUCUCAGUUGAGAUUGGGCUCUCAGUUCUUCGUAGGUCGUGGAAAGAUUGGAGUUUUGCAAUUGUUUGAUUGGGAAUGGAUAAAUUGUUGGAGUUUGGAAGAAGAGCUAUGUUCUUGGUUAGGGUUCUAUCAGGAUACGAAGAACGAAGGAUUAGGUCUUAUCGAUUGCAGCUCCAGAAACAAAUUGAACAGUCACAAGCAAGGAAAAUGGAACUGAGAAAGAUACCUGAACAGGCUAUUCUCUCGGAAGUUCGUCGUAUGGUUGAGGAGAUGCAAGCUCUCAACCGCAAACUGGAAGAAACGGAAGCUGCCAUCGAAGAUUACUUCAAACCAAUUGACAAGAAUGCGGAGAUCAUAAUGAACAUGCAAAUCGAGAAAGAGGAGAAACAAAUGCAGGAGAUGCUCAAGACAAUGCAAGAACAAGCCAUGAUACAGAAAGAAAUGGCAGAGAAAAAAAAUACUAUCUCUAAAAGCAACCAAGCUCCAGAAAUUGCAUCCACUCCUUCAAACUUGGAAAAGAGCAAUUGAGAUCUUCCACCACAAUUUACAUCAAGCUUUCCCGGCU